Molecule: messenger RNA, 1140 nt
Organism: Colossoma macropomum (tambaqui)
Lineage: Eukaryota; Metazoa; Chordata; Actinopteri; Characiformes; Serrasalmidae
Gene: srrd
Product: SRR1 domain containing
Exons: 7
Coding region: 166-1029 (287 amino acids)
Biological process (GO): microtubule-based process
Cellular component (GO): nucleus; cytoplasm
Source: RefSeq, a predicted model, not a curated record
UUAAAAUGUAACACCAUAACAUUACAAGGCAUGGCAGGAAAGAUAAUGUGACCAGCUGGUUAAAGCUUUGAUGUUAAUGUUUGCGGACGAUGAACCGCUGUGUUUUUCCUCGGUUAAACUGGUGAAACUCCCAGCCUGUCCUCCGCUGGGCUGUGUAUUAGCGCUAUGUCCAGCAGCGGAGAGUGGCAGUGUGUACGGCGCGGUAAAGCGGCAGCGCGGAGAGGAAAAGCAGCCCGGUCAGAAAAACCAGCCUCAUCUGAACCUGCAGAGCCUCCAGAGCCUUCAGACCGACAGUGGGACAAACGCAGAAUAACAGAAGCAGUGAAUGACCUGAGAGAUGAAGACUUUUGGCUGGAAUGGAGAGAUGUCCUGUCCAGCUGCCUUGCGGAGUUUGCUGGAGAUAGCUGUAUAGAUAAGACUGUCAGAGAGGAUGAAUGCCUGCUGGAUUGCGUGUGCUAUGGCCUGGGCAACUUCUCCUCCUGUGUGUCAGCCAGAUAUCAGCUUGCCAUGUUGCUGCUGCUGUUUGAUUCUUUGCAGAUUCCUGUGGGCCAGUGCAGCAUGUAUGACCCAGUAUUCACAGUGUCUGAAUGUGAGAUUCUCAGAGAGCUGGGCUUCACUGUACUGACUGAAAAUGAGGAAGGGAAACGAGCAGUGUGUCACCCCACCCUCUUCUACCUCAUGCACUGUGGAAAGGCUCUGUACAAUAAUCUCCUCUGGAAGAACUGGAGUUCUCAUAUCCUGCCCAAAGUCAUUGUUAUUGGCAACAGCUUUCUUGGCAUUCAGGAGAGGAUGCUUCAGAGGGAGCUUGAGAGAGAUUACUGCUUUCUCUCAGAUAUCAUAAAUGUGUGUGAGGAGACAAGCCUGCCCUGCUCACAGCGUUUUGUGGAUGUCUUUAAUGACACCGCACUCAUCCGGUUCCCACCAGACAAGCUUCAUAAACUCCCAGAAUCCAUCUGGGCUAAUCCCUCAGAACCCCAGUACCAGCACUGCCAAGAUCUGGAGAUCAUCCAAAGAGAGAAUAGAAGUUGAAAGGAAAACAAGUGUGUACUUCUAGGGGUAUGUGCAGGAUAAGAGAUAAGUAUAAAUGCAAGGAUAUGGCAUAGUGUUAGGAAUAAGGAGUGUUUAUUUUGCAUACUCAGU